This is a messenger RNA of Carassius auratus (goldfish), 1585 nucleotides long. RefSeq names its product v-maf avian musculoaponeurotic fibrosarcoma oncogene homolog Bb (gene mafbb). Lineage: Eukaryota; Metazoa; Chordata; Actinopteri; Cypriniformes; Cyprinidae. Gene Ontology annotation, cellular component: nucleus. The record is from RefSeq and is a predicted model, not a curated record. Gene Ontology annotation, biological process: regulation of transcription by RNA polymerase II. Gene Ontology annotation, molecular function: RNA polymerase II cis-regulatory region sequence-specific DNA binding; DNA-binding transcription factor activity, RNA polymerase II-specific. Bases 214 to 1149 code for a protein of 311 amino acids. The transcript has a single exon.
AGCUACAUCCUGCGCUGUUCUCCGAGAGACCAUCUGAAACUAAAAAGCGACUCGCAAACUUUCUGUCGGCUAAGGCGUUUAGGAGGGUGGCUUAAAGAGUUGUAUUGACUUCCAGCGCGAUUUUAUAUGCGAUUGAACCGUGUUUUCAGAACAUUGAUGCAACCUUAACCGCAGUAACAAGUUGUUCGCUUCAUCGAAACAUCAGCAGAAAUCAUGACGGCGGCGCAGCAUCAGCUAAAUUUGGACUACGGUGACUUUGACAUGAGAUUUGAUGUGAAAAAGGAAGCUGCAGCUUUGGGACCGGACCGCUCUUUUAUCCAGCAGUGCGGUGUACACGUGCCAGGCUCCGUGUCCAGCACACCCAUGAGCACCCCGUGCAGCUCCGUGCCUUCCUCCCCGAGCUUCAGCCCAAGCGGACAGAGAAGCGGUGCUGAAGAUCUCUACUGGACCCUGAGCACGGGGGCUUAUCCACAGCACGCAGAUCCCCACUGCCUUGAACUGACACCCGAGGAUGUCCGGGAAGCCUUAAGUGCCAAUCUCAUGCAUGCACACCCUUCUCAGCUCCACCAGGCAGAGAUGGAGCAUGGCUACAGGAGCAUCAGUCAGUUCCACGCACCAAACAUGCAUCAAUUCCAUCAGCAGCAGUACUCCGACCUCGGCCACAAUCCCGAAUUCGCGCACGACAAAAGCGUGGAUCAGUUAAUGCAGCAACUCGACUGUGCACCUCAAGGCGCGACGCACCUCAGGUCGCAUAAUAUCCACCAGCAGACGCACCACAGACGCGGCGAGCGCGCGGAGAGCCGCUUCUCCGACCAGCAGCUGGUGUCCAUGUCUGUGCGCGAGCUCAACCGACACCUCCGCGGCAUGAGCAAGGACGAAAUUAUCCGGCUGAAGCAGAAACGCCGUACCUUGAAAAACCGCGGCUACGCUCAGUCGUGUCGACACAAACGCGUUCAGCUGAAACACAUACUGGAGAACGAGAAGACGAGCCUCGCGACGCAGGUGGAGCAGCUGAAGCACGAGCUCAAUAAGCUGGUGCGCGAGAGGGACGCAUACAAACUCAAAUGCGAGAGGCUAGUUGUCGGAAUGAACUGCCAGAGCAAUGGACCCUGUUGUGAAAAUCCCUCAUCGCCUGAAUUUUUGCGAUAGUUCUGCAUAUAUUUAAUGUUGAUAAAGUUUCUCUUUAAUAAUAUAAAAAACAGCUUAAAAUUGUUUGCUGGUCUGACCAGCAAAACCGUCUUAGACUUCCUUGUUUUUGUCAGCAGAGGAGAAAGUUUUAAUUCUGUUGUUUGGUAUUUUAGCCUAUAUUUUCACUCAACUUUAUCUCUGACAUGUCAAGCUGGUUUUGAUAAUGUAUCUUUUAUCUUCUAGUUUUCACAACAGUCAGUCAUCUCAGCUAUGCAAAUGACAUUUGACCUUUUUGGAAAUAGAUGCAUUGCUUCGGCAAUUUUUGUUUGUUUGAACAUUUUGUAAUUUGCUUCAUUAAUCAGUUGUAUUAUUUGUUCCUCAACUCUUCUGAAGAGUAGACGAUUGUGAUUUGCAUUUCCUUGUCACCUCCAAAAUAAAUUUGUAAAGAAAAAAAAAA